This is a messenger RNA of Haplochromis burtoni (Burton's mouthbrooder), 2405 nucleotides long. RefSeq lists its product as uncharacterized. Lineage: Eukaryota; Metazoa; Chordata; Actinopteri; Cichliformes; Cichlidae. The transcript is spliced from 5 exons. The record is from RefSeq and is a predicted model, not a curated record. Bases 130 to 1056 code for a protein of 308 amino acids.
AAGAAAGAGAUGGGAGGGAGGGAGGAGUAUCGCUGCUCAUAUUCACCGCAGAACAACACGAUUCUUAGUCGACCGCUGGAUAUACUCCCGUGAACAGAUAGUGCGCAGUGACAAUAAAAGCCAAGCCAGAUGUUCAACAGGACCACACCUUUGUGUUCACCUCACCAAGAUUCGGGUGUUGCUCCGUUCAUCAACGUGCCAGAUGUCUAUUACAUGUAUCCAGUGUGUCCCGCAGACAGAGCGCCGAUGUACUUGCCCCCGCCUUUGCUGCUGCACAGUGUGACGCCCCCAAGCGUGCCAACAACACAGGAGAAGUGUUACGACCGUCAUGACAAAACACUUAAAUUUGUCGAUGGAGAGGAUGAUUUGGACUUUUUGUAUGAAGGCUUCAAAUCUCUCAGAGCUCAGAUGUCCUGUGGUCACGCUGUGACUCCGACCUCUCUCACCAACUGGUGUCGCAGAUUGUUGAACCAGGGUGAAAGCAGGUUUGUGUGUGGUGCGUCUGGUUGUAACGUCGAGUGGACUUUUGCAGAGGUUUGUAAAAUGGCUCUGCUGACGCCUCAAGAAAAUGCAUAUUUUCGAAGAACCAUGGCGUUCAACGCUGCCAGGCAGACACAUACGACUAAGAUGUGUCCUGGCUGCAGAUCCACUGUGACGAGAGAGAAUGAAUCAGAUUUGAAUGUCCUCUGUAAAGUGUGCACAGCAGUAAAAGGACGGCCGUUUGAAUUCUGCUGGCAGUGUUUGAGGGAGUGGAAGGGUGCACGGCCUCGGAAAGACCGCUGUGGAAAUCGUGGCUGCUGCAACCAGUCAUUAGAGACACUAAAAAAAUGCCCAACUAUCACCUUUGGUUCAGUGAAGGAGUGUCCCUCUGUUCGUGCCUGUCCCACUUGUGGGUUACUGUUGGAGCACAGCAAGAAGUAUUGUAAAUCGGUUCACUGCCCUCGAUGCAAUGUGUCAUUUUGUUUUGUAUGUCUGAAGAGCUCCGGUACAUGUUUGAUAACCAGGUGUAUUCCUGCCCCCAGACAGACCUCUAUACCUGUCUGGCAGAAGAAAUAAUGGGAAAGACACAAGGCUGUUAAGUUUCGCUUUCUUUAAAUUAAGAGUGUCUUUUCCAAAUCAAUUGACCAUGCUGUGUUUUUUAAUUCUCUGCUUUAAAUGUCAUCGCAUUAAAAAAAAUGAUGGUAGUGAGAAAUGUAUUACCAAAUAUGAUCUUUGCAGCUGUGUCAUGUCUGAACUGUAAUGAUAAAUCUGAUAAAUGCCAUUCAUUCAUAAACUUAGAAUAAGGUUAAACAUUCUGUGUGCACAUCCUGUCCUCUGGUUACUUACAUAUAUAACACAUGUCGUCUCCUUAUCACACAUUUUGUUUGUUUUGCAAACUACGUGAUAUUAAAUCUGUUUAGAACAAAUGUUUUGUGUAGGAAAAUCUUGUUUUGUUUAAUCAAUGUCAAUGCUCUUAUUUCCUCAACUGUUUCGAGCAAAUGUGUCUUUUAAUAAAACUUUGUUAUGUUUAAUUAAAGUCAUUGUGUAAAACAUUCAGCAUAUUUAAGUUAAUUGUUUCAUUUUCGAAAUUAAAAAUAAAAAUGUGUCUCUGAGGAAGAAAAGCUUGCAACACCAUAUUUAAUACAAGCCUGUAGAUUUUUUUUCUGCCUUUUUGUUUCUUAGUGUAUAGAAAAUGAACACUGUCAUGUAAAAUGUGAUUUUUUACUAUACAUUGUUAAAAAAAAUAUGGUCCAAAUGAAAUGUUGAUUUGAAAGUUAAAUUAAUACAGUGACUGAGUUAAAAUGCAGAUUUUUAAUUAUUAUUAUUGUUAGGUUAGUCAUACAGUCUCAGGAAGAGAAGGCUUCAUCACUUUGUGCUGCUGAGUUGGGGAAUGCAGGAAAACCUGUUUUCAUUCUGUUCUUCAUUUAGACAAUAUAAAAUAUUUAACUCUUAAUCUGAUUAAAGUUUAGCUGUUUGAAGGCUAACUUAAAUUCCAAGUUUCAGUGUGAAUCCAGGGAUAUCAGUAUAAUUUUUACUCUUUUUAAAUGAUGUAAAAUCAUUGUUAACGUAUUCACAUGUAAGUCACAGCAUGUAUUGCACUGAGGUAAACAUUUUACAGAAGAAUUUCUAUCUCUAUUUAACAUCCAAGCUCUGAUAUGUAAUGUUCCAAGGAGCAAAGGUGUCUCGCUUUUUCCCCGGACAUAAAGGUUUACUAGGCUAAAUAAAAUAAAAUAAAACAUCAAUCAUCUUUGCUUCCAGAGUCCCACUGCUCUACUUUCGCAAUGGUUGUCCACACCUGCUUCAACCUCUCCCUGACAUAGGUGGUGCUACUUUUUGCACCAGGUUUGCUGAUCUUGAUCUUUGGAAAAUAGCCCGAGCCCUUUAGACUUAUUGCCAGGUUCCCAACCCGAGCUUUUGAUCACAGG